Molecule: messenger RNA, 882 nt
Organism: Diospyros lotus (date-plum)
Lineage: Eukaryota; Viridiplantae; Streptophyta; Magnoliopsida; Ericales; Ebenaceae
Product: pathogen-related protein-like
Exons: 4
Coding region: 30-752 (240 amino acids)
Source: RefSeq, a predicted model, not a curated record
CAGCUAGCUAGGUCUUCUGUGCAUAGAGAAUGGCAUCAUUACCAUUAUCAUCAUUGGACAAGUACAGAUCUCACUUGAAUGGAGAGGAAGAGCAGAACACACAGUGGAGGUUUGGUGCUCCUCCCAACUAUGACACUGUGAACAAGCUCUUUGAGGAAGGCAGAACAAAGGUAUGGCCUGCUGGUUCACUUGAAGAGAGAGUUCAGAACCUUGUGAAAAGCUGGGAAAUGGAAAUAUUCCACAAGACAAGUUUUGAUGAUAAUAAAACACUUGAUCCCAACAAGUACACAGUCAGCCUCAAUGGAAGGAAAGCUAUAACACUGGAAGAGAAAAGGAAGCUGGGGGGAGGCUACAAUUCACUGCUCCAAACCUCUCUGCCGGAGAAGUUCAGGUGCUAUAACCCGGCUGAGGAAACAGAGGAUUCUUCACACAUAGCAUUCACAACAGCUUUUCCUCGGGGCUUUGCCCUCGAGGUUGUUCAGGUGUAUUCGGGGCCACCGGUGAUUGUUUACAAGUUCAGGCACUGGGGCUUCAUGGAGGGACCUUUCAAAGGGCAUGCCCCAACGGGGGAAAUGGUAGAGCUUUAUGGAAUGGCCAUUUUUGAGUUGGAUGAACAAUCGAAUAAGAUCGUGAAAAUCGAGUUCUUUUAUGAUCGCGGAGAGUUGCUGGGAGGACUUACUAAGGGUGAAGCGUCCGAUGACUCCACGAAAGAGGUUCCUUCAAGCUGCCCCAUACUGAAGAACACAGGGUAGUUAGUUCUGGACAUGGAACUGCAAAACUUAUUACAACAAUUACAGUCGGUGAAUGUAAUUUAAGCUUUUGGCAAUGAUUCUCAGAUCCAGUUUCAUCUAAUAAUUAAGCCAAUGAACCUUCUUGUUCUUA